GUAUCUAUUUUUCAUUUUGAAAAAAAGCCGCUUUUACCUCAAAACGCAAAAGCACCGAUUAAUCGCUUCGCUUAUCCUUCUGAUUCGGGCAGGAAUUGGAUCUGGAGCUCUCUCUCUCUCUCUCUCUAAGUCUCUUCUCCUCUGUCGCAGCAAAAGAUGGUUGAUAUGGAGAGAACAGAACUGAAGGAGUCAGAUUCAACUGGACUGGACAAUGGUAUCACCCCAGAUCGUUCUACUUCUAUGUGGCUGGUAGAAAAUCUUGAAGAGAUGGACCAGAGGAUUAAGCAAAUGGUGAAGCUGAUCAAAGAAGAUGGCGAUUCUUUGCCAAAAAAUGACGAAGCGUUUUAUCAGAAGAAGCCAGAAUUGGUUGAGGAAUUUCACAGAAUGUAUCGGUCGCUGGCUGGAUGCUACGAACACUUGACCAAAGAAGAACAUAAGGGGUUGGGAGAUUCUGAAUAUGGUUUCGACCAAGGCUCUCCUCUGUUGACUCCUGAUGCUAAACAUGGUCUGCACAAAUCCGGCCAUCAAGUUGUUGGGUUAGGUAUAUCACCAAGCUCAGAUGGUUCUAGUCCAGCUCUUUCUUUAAAGAAUGGCAGCGAAUCAUCUUCCUCGUCAUCAUUGGGAUCCGAGUCAGAAUCUCUUAACUCCCCCGUCAGCAAUUACUUGGUUCCACCUCCGAACGAUGAUUUUGACAGCCAGGGAUGGCAGCAGAAGAUUACUGAGCUUGAAACCGAACUUUCUAGCGUGAGAGAGAAGCUCCAAAUGAGGGAGGCUGAUCUUAAAAUGGAGAAAAUGCGGGUGUUUGAGCUGCAAAAUCAGACAGUUGAGUUGGAGAGUCUGGCAUCAGACAGAGAAAAUGAAAUUAGGAGAUUGUUGGGAGACUUGGAAGUGACUAAGGAAAGGCGUAAGGGGUUGGACAAAGAGAUUGUAAAGUUGAAGGAUGAACAUGCCCAUAGAAUUUCCGAAGGUGCUCAUCAAAUGCAAGGUCUGGAAGCCCAACUUGACUUGGAGAGAAAGCAUGUUUCGGAGCUGGAGGAGAGGAUAGUGAGGUACAAUGGUGAUAUACUCGGCCUUGAUCUUGAGGUAAUGCAACUGAAGAGUGCAUUGCAUGAUGCACAGGAACAAUUCUCUCUUGAGAAAGCAAACCUGCAGGCUGACAUUUCAAGUUUUUCAGAGAAACAAGUCCUUUUGGACACAAGAGUCGAAGAAUUGAGCUUCAAAAGCAAGAGUUUGGACGACGAAAUAAGGCAAUGUGAAGCGGAUAAGAUGGAAAUGGAAAGGCUGCACGUUGUCCGCGAGAUGGCAUUGCAAGAUGAAAUAAGCCGCCUGAAAGUAGAAGUUGCUGACAGAAAUGGACAUGUGGAAGCUGUAAAUAAAGACUUCGACAGGUUUAAACUGAAAUAUGAUAUGCUGAUGGCGGAGAAAGAUGAGCUCAAUGCUAGGGCUCAAACGCUUAUGGCGAAUGUGAGUUCCCGCGACAAUCAGAUUCAGGAAAUGGCGGGACAUCUUAGUCUGUUACGAACAGAACACGAGGGUCUGAUAUUUGGAUCCGAAUGUGCACAUAGACUAGUAGAUGAGUUGAAAUCGAGAGUGGAGGAGUUGCAGCAAGAGGUGAAUAGGCAGAGUGUUGUGAUCUCGGAUGGGGCUGAGGAGAAAAGAGAGGUGAUCCGGCAGCUUUGCUUCUCGCUGGAGCACUACAGGAGCGGAUACCAAGAGCUUCGUCAAGCAUUUACCGGGCACAGGAGACGGGUGGUUGCAGCUGCGUAAACUCGGUUUCUUCCAUGGAAUGCUCUAGUGUGUUUAGGUUCACUUGAUGUCUCUUGCAUGAUGUGUUGUGUUUUUGUUUAGGGUCAAAUGGUCAAUUCAGGUGGGUUGUUAUGUCCAUGUUUAGUUAAUUAUGAUACUAAAUGCUCUAGAUUUUGAAUGUUAAAGAACAAAAAUGGCAUGGAAAAGCUUUGCUAAAGGUUGAUUAAGGUGUUAAA
This is a messenger RNA of Malus domestica (apple), 1982 nucleotides long. Its product is annotated as protein NETWORKED 4A-like. The record is from RefSeq and is a predicted model, not a curated record. Gene Ontology annotation, molecular function: actin binding. Lineage: Eukaryota; Viridiplantae; Streptophyta; Magnoliopsida; Rosales; Rosaceae.